AUGCUUCUAAGAAAUCUUAGCCCACCAAAAUUGUGCAAUGGGACUCGUCUACGUAUUACUGAUCUUCAAAAAAAUCUGAUAGAAGCUCAAAUUAUGACUGGAUUUGCAAAAGGUGAAUCAGUUUUUAUUCCUCGCAUACCAAUUAUACCAUCAGAUUAUCCAUUCCAAUUUAAGAGAAUGCAGUUUCCUGUCAAAGUAUGUUUUGCUAUGACAAUAAAUAAAUCACAAGGACAAACCUUGAAAAUUGCAGGGAUCGAUGUAAGAGAAGAUUGUUUUUCACAUGGGCAAUUUUAUGUGGCAUGCUCCAUAGUCAGUAUGCCCACAAAUUUAGUUAUUUUGGCACCAACAGGAAAAACAUCAACUGUAGUUUAUAGAGAAAUUUUGUAA
Molecule: messenger RNA, 387 nt
Organism: Metopolophium dirhodum (rose-grain aphid)
Lineage: Eukaryota; Metazoa; Arthropoda; Insecta; Hemiptera; Aphididae
Exons: 1
Coding region: 1-387 (128 amino acids)
Source: RefSeq, a predicted model, not a curated record